Molecule: messenger RNA, 848 nt
Organism: Rhagoletis zephyria (snowberry fruit fly)
Lineage: Eukaryota; Metazoa; Arthropoda; Insecta; Diptera; Tephritidae
Source: RefSeq, a predicted model, not a curated record
AGAAAGGGAAUUUUAAAAUGUUGAAGCUAACUGCGCUUAAGGUUGCUCAACUAAACGAAUUACUACGAGCUAAUGGUGCAACAACGACUGGGACAAAGGCCCACAAAGUUGCGAAGCUACAGGAGUUACUGGGAACUGAUGAAAUCGAUUCAUCCGAGCUAGAAGAGACUGCUACUACAGAUGAGCUGCAAACGCAAAUCGACGGGCUGAAAGCAGUAAUGGUGAAUUUGACGGCAGCGAUCAGCGCAAUGAACACAGGAGUGCAAGGCAGCCGCAACGAACAAACGCUUGUAAGUAAUGAAAGCGAAAUUCAAGAGCCAGCAAGUGUUCAAUAUAUACAACGACAACCAACUAUGACGAUUCAAGAUAUGGUCGGAAUUUUGCCUGAUUUCGAUCCGGUUAAAGGGACUAUAACGUCAGGGCAAUUCAUCAUGAAAAUUGAACAACUUAAGCAAAACUACAAAUGGCCUGAGGUAAUGGUAUUGGUGGCUAUACAACACAAAUUGAAAGGAAUGGCGAAGCUAUGGCUAGACGCGCAACCAGUGCAUAGCAGCUGGUCGGAUUUCGUGCAGGCGUUUUAUGUCGAUUUUCCGACUGGGUACAAUACGGCUGAAGUACACAAAACGAUGGCUAGACGAAGACGCAAAGUUAAUGAAGACUACGUUGAGUUUUACUACGCUAUGGUAACGAUUGGACGACAAGGUGCAGUGGAUGAUUUGUCGAUCAUCACGCAUAUAAUUAGCGGGCUAAAUGACAACUCAUUGUCAAAGACAUUGGCAGCAAUACGGCUGACAUCAUGCAGCGAUUUAUUGACAGCGUUAAAAAAUUUAAAAGCGACAAGCAACCCA